Molecule: messenger RNA, 4553 nt
Organism: Meleagris gallopavo (turkey)
Lineage: Eukaryota; Metazoa; Chordata; Aves; Galliformes; Phasianidae
Source: RefSeq, a predicted model, not a curated record
UUCUUCGCUCCCGAUUCCUCCUCGAUAUUUCUUCUGGUGGGAGCUCCAAAAGCAAACACUUCCCAGCACAAUGUGGUAGAAGGGGGCCAGGUGCUGCGAUGUAACUGGAAUUCCAACAGGAACUGCCAGCCCAUCAUCUUUGACUCCACAGGCAACAGAGAUUUUGCUCCUGAUGAUCCACUGGAAUUUAAGUCUCAUCAGUGGUUCGGAGCAUCUGUGAGAUCCAAAAAUGAUAAAAUUCUGGCUUGUGCCCCAUUGUAUCACUGGAGAACUGAAACAAAACAAGAGCGAGAGCCUGUGGGAACUUGUUACCUGCUUGCUGGAUCUAAAUCUGUGGAAUAUGCACCCUGCAGGUCAACUAUUAUUGAUGCAGAUGGGCAAGGAUUUUGUCAAGGUGGAUUUAGUAUUGACUUUACAAAGGGAGACAGAGUCCUGCUUGGAGGACCUGGCAGUUUUUACUGGCAAGGCCAGCUCAUUUCUGAUCGAGUGACAGAGAUUGUGGCUAAAUAUGACUCCAAAGUCUACAGUACAAGAUAUGAUGACCAGUUAGCAACCAGACCUGCUAGUGCUGCUUUUGAUGACAGCUACUUGGGUUAUUCUGUGGCUGUUGGAGACUUCAGUGGUGACGGCAUAGAAGACUUCGUAUCAGGAGUCCCAAGAGCAGCAAGAACUCUAGGCAUGGUGUCCAUCUAUAAUGGGAAAAACAUGUCUUCCAUGUACAACUUCACUGGAGAGCAGAUGGCUGCUUAUUUUGGCUAUUCAGUGGCUGCCACAGAUAUCAAUGGGGACGAUUACACAGAUUUGUUUAUUGGAGCCCCACUUUUUAUGGAUCGAGGUUCUGAUGGGAAACUUCAAGAGGUUGGCCAAGUUUCCAUUUGUCUUCAAAGAGCCUCUGGAGGGUUUCAGAUUGCAAAGCUGAAUGGUUUUGAGAUAUUUGCAAGAUUCGGCAGUGCUAUUGCACCCCUGGGUGAUCUAGACCAGGAUGGCUUUAAUGAUAUUGCAGUAGCUGCACCGUACGGUGGAGAGGACAAGCGAGGACUUGUCUAUAUCUACAAUGGAAGAGCAACUGGUUUGAAUGCAGUCCCAUCUCAAAUUCUUGAAGGGCAGUGGGCUGCUCGUACUAUGCCACCCAGUUUUGGGUACUCGCUGAAAGGAGCCACAGACGUGGACAAAAAUGGAUAUCCAGACUUGAUUGUUGGAGCCUUUGGUGUUGAUACAGCUGUUUUGUAUAGGGCCAGACCAGUUAUUAGAGUGAAUGCUGCCCUGGAAGUUAAUCCAACCGUUCUGAACCCGGAAAACAAAGCCUGUUCACUGUCCGAUGUAAAAGUUUCAUGCUUCAAAGUAAAAUUCUGCUUGAAAGCAGAUGGCAAAGGAAAGCUCCCUAAUUCGCUCAAUUUCCAAGUGGAGCUGCUGUUGGAUAAACUGAAGCAAAAAGGAGCUAUAAGGAGAGCUCUCUUUCUUCACAGCAAACAGCCUAGCCACUCGAAGAACAUGACUAUUACAAAGGGAGGCAAAAUGAAUUGUGAAGAACUUGAUGCUUUUCUGAGGGAUGAAUCUGAAUUUAGAGACAAAUUGACUCCCAUUACAAUUUUUAUGGAAUAUCGUCUUGAUUACAAAACAGCUGUAGAUGCAACAGGAUUGCAUCCUAUCCUUAACCAAUUCACUCCUGCUAAUAUGAGCAGACAGGCACACAUUCUGUUGGACUGUGGCGAGGAUAAUAUCUGCAAACCAAAGCUGGAGGUUUCAGUAAAAAGUGAUCAGAAGAAGAUCUACAUUGGCGAUGACAAUCCCUUAACACUGACUGUCAGUGCAGAGAAUCAAGGGGAAGGAGCCUACGAAGCAGAACUCUUUGUCAUUGUUCCUCCUCAAGCAGAUUUCAUUGGUGUUGUUCGAAAUAAUGAGGCUUUAGCAAGACUGUCAUGUGCAUUUAAAACUGAGAAUCAAACUCGCAUGGUGGUUUGUGACCUGGGAAAUCCCAUGAAAGCAGGAACUAAGCUAUUAGCUGGCCUGCGUUUCAGUGUGCACCAGCAAUCUGAAAUGGAUACCUCUGUGAAGUUUGACUUGCAGAUACGAAGUUCCAAUCUGUUUGACAAUCUAAGUCCUGUAGCAUUCUAUCAAGUUGACCUUGCCAUUUCAGCAGCUGUUGAAAUUAGAGGCGUGUCAUCUCCUGAUCACAUAUUCCUUCCUAUUGCAAAUUGGCAGCCCAAGGAGAAUCCAGAAACAGAAGAUGAUAUAGGGCCUUUAGUUCAGCAUAUCUAUGAGCUGAGAAACAACGGCCCAAGUGCUUUCAGCAAGGUGAUGAUGACUCUGCAGUGGCCUUACAAAUACAAAAACUAUACACUGUUGUAUAUUGUUCAGUAUGACAUCGACGGUCCCAUGAACUGCACUUCUGAUAUGGAGAUCAAUCCAUUGAAAAUUAAGAUUUCUACUUCGAAAGAGGAUGAAAAGAAUGAAACAUUUAGCAGGGAAGAUAAUCGCAAUCAUCGUAUCAGUCGGAGAGAUUUAACUGCCAUUGAAGGAGAUGUGCAAACCUUGGGCUGUGGAAAUGCUGAUUGUUUAAAGAUAGUCUGCCAAGUUGGCCACCUGGAGAGGGGGAAGAGUGCAAUACUGUAUUUAAAAUCACGACUUUGGACACAAACUUUCAUGAACAAAGAAAAUCAGAAUCACUCCUAUUCCCUUAAAUCAUCUGCUUCGUUCAAUGUUAUAGAGUUCCCUUAUAAGAACCUUUCUUUUGAAGAUAUUCACAAUUCCACAGUGGUUACUACAAAUAUUACAUGGGGCAUUCAACCACAGCCUAUGCCUGUGCCAGUGUGGGUUAUAAUUUUAGCUGUCCUAGCAGGAUUAUUGCUCUUGGCUGUUCUAGUGCUCGUUAUGUACAGGAUGGGCUUUUUCAAACGUGUGAGACCGCCUCAAGAAGAACAAGAAAGAGAACAGCUGCAACCACAUGAGAACGGGGAAGGAACAUCAGAAGCUUAAGCAGAGUUUUAUCUGUAAGACAUUCUAAAACCUUAAAAUGCCUACAUCUUAGUUACAAAUACAGGUUUCCCCCCUACGGAAAAAAACAGUCACGACUGCAAGGAUGAUGGUGUCAGAAGAUAUCAGCACACACAUAAUAAGAGCAAUAUAUUUAAAUUCUCUUUUUUGUAUUAAUCAUGUCCAUACAUGUGACUAACACGUCUGCACUGAUUUGCGUGUGAAAACUGUUAAGUAAAAUGUAGUGCUAUGAGUUUGCUUAUUGGGAUGCAGGAGACAUGUUUUUAACAGACCGACUUUAUAUGAACUACUACGCAGACUCCUUUUAUUAGGCUGAAGCUAACAGCUUCCAUAGAUACUUGAAAGAUGACAUAUUAUUUCAGUAGUUACUUGUUUUUGUACACUACAAUUUAUUUCCCAGCUCUUGUAAGCUAGUUGCACAAAAAUGACCACGGCUUGUUUUACGAAAUUCAACAACAUUCCUUGACUCAUUAACUCUGCUGGGGAUUUUCCUCUUGCUCAAAAAAUACGAGAUUAUGCAGUGGAAUCCCAGACGUGAUGCCUGUUGUGCACUCUCAUCUGCUCUCCUGUCUAGUUAGUCAUUUGUCUUGAACUUUCCCUCUAGAUGCUACAGAUACUGCUCCAGGCCUGAGGUCCCUUAUGAAAGGGGUUGAGCCCGCACCAUGGGAGGGGUAGAGGGCUGGAGAUGAUGUACUUUCUAUAUGGGACCUAGCAAAAACAUUCAGGGCAAGAUCCAAAGACUGUGCUACGUAUUUCUACGCAGCAAGAUCCACACGUCCCACACUGACUUGGCAGCAUGGUGCCUUUUAAGAAUGACCAGGGACGAGUUUUUGGACCGUGGCUGCCCACAGACACAUCUGAUGAGAAAACCUUUCUCCAAAGAUGCAACCUCCACAGGGUUUGGAGUCUGAGUCUGUAUAUUACUUGGGCUGGGUUACAGUUACUUGCAAAGCAAUGGAGGUUGGUUAUCUGAGUGACAGUUUACCUGAUGCGCCCAGGAGAAGAUGUUAACAAUUCCCACAUUCCAUAGUUGACUACAUCCAAGUGCAGGAUAAUAGUGAUAACAGGGAUGGUUUAAACUACGCCAAAUGUAUCUAGAUUACAUUAGUACAUGAGCCUCACUUUCAUCUACCCCAAGAGAGUAGUGAGAUGGUCAAAUGAAGCAGAGUAUUGCAGGCAAAGCGAAAGGGUUUUAAAAGAGAAGGUUGAGUUGGCUUGUUCCAAUUCAUUCGUUCAUUGUACAUUGGAUUGCACAAAAGGUAUUUAAUUAUGUUCAAUACAUUUCAUUGCCAGAAGAGAGAUUAUUUCAUAUCACUGCUGGUUUAUGUACAUACAAUAAUGUGAGUGCGUUCACUGGUUUUUGUUAUUCUUAGCUUAAUUCUCUCAUUGUUGGUCUAGUAAAGUGAAGCCUCAUAUACUGACGAGAGCACAUAAAAAGUCUGUAUGCAUUUUAGUAAGUAAGUGCAAAUCAAGCAGGUAUUUGGCUCGCAUAUGUAGCUGUGUUGCACAAAUCUUAGAGUGAACAUGCUUAAACUGGUACAAAUAUGAGAUUUGUUUAU